Molecule: messenger RNA, 7368 nt
Organism: Haliotis rufescens (red abalone)
Lineage: Eukaryota; Metazoa; Mollusca; Gastropoda; Lepetellida; Haliotidae
Product: sodium- and chloride-dependent glycine transporter 1-like
Exons: 14
Coding region: 169-2145 (658 amino acids)
Biological process (GO): sodium ion transmembrane transport
Cellular component (GO): membrane
Source: RefSeq, a predicted model, not a curated record
UGUGUGUCCCACACAGGGGCUGACAUGAGGAACCAUUCAUCUGUUGCACCCUUCACUGCAUGUCCCUUUCAGCAGUGGGUAGGAAGCUGUUGCACGCUAGUUAUGUAAGGGAUUGGUGCAUGGAUAUGCAUCUGCAGUGACAAGUAGCCUGUUGACACACUAGACACCAUGGACAAGAGAGACGCCAACAACGGGGCCUAUUACGUGGCGGCCAACUUCGAGUCCCAGCUGCCCUCGCCAACCAAGUCAAAGUCCUCUGAUGAGAACACGGAGAGGGGAAACUGGUCCAACAAGAUGGACUUCGUCUUGUCCUGCCUCAGUUAUGCAGUUGGCCUCGGCAAUGUGUGGCGGUUCCCAUAUCUAUGUUACAGGAAUGGAGGUGGAGCAUUCCUCAUUCCCUUCAUCGUCAUGCUGUUCAUCACCGGAAUCCCCCUGGUGUUCCUUGAGCUGUCGUUUGGUCAGUACGCCAGCGAGGGCGUGGUGUCCAUCUGGAAGGUUUCACCCAUAUUCCAAGGUGUCGGUUGGGCGAUGUUCAUAGUGUCAGUUCUGAUCGCCAUGUAUUACAACAUGAUCAUCGCUUGGACGCUCUACUAUCUGUUUGCUUCAUUUGCUGCUGAACUUCCCUGGAGCUACUGCGGUGAUUGGAGCUCUCCACUGUGCUUCGAGAGUCGUAGCAUGAUCACCAACUGUACAACUCAGAACGGGACUUGGUACAACUCCACGUGCUACACGGUUCAGGGGGUCGGCCAGCAGAUGUACAACAACAUCAUCAACAUCACCAACCACACCAAGCUGCUAGACAACAAGUCUCCCAGUGAUGAAUACUUCCAUAAUGAGGUGCUGGACAUCAGCGGGGGCGUCUAUGAGAUGGGGAAGGUGCGGUGGCAACUGGCCCUCUGUCUGCUACUUGCCUGGGUGCUGGUCUGUAUCUGCCUGGCCAAGGGAAUCAAGACCUCCGGCAAGGCGGUGUACUUCACGGCGUUCUUCCCAUACGUGGUGCUACUGAUCCUGCUGAUCCGAGGUGUGACUCUCGAGGGGUCCGCAGAUGGCAUCCUGUACUACAUCACGCCCAAGUGGGAGCUCCUCAAGAGUGCCAAGGUGUGGGGGGACGCUGCUGUCCAGAUCUUCUUCUCACUGUCUCCCUGCUGGGGCGGACUCAUCACGCUGGCCAGCUACAACAAGUUUAACAACAACUGCCUUCUGGAUGCUAUCCUUGUGUCUGUGCUGGACUGUCUGACCAGUGUCUUUGCCGGCCUCGUCAUCUUCUCCAUCAUCGGCUACAUGGCCCACGAACUCCAGCAGCCCAUAGACAAAGUCGCCCAGGACGGUGCAGGUCUGGCCUUCGUUGUGUACCCUGAGGUUGUCACCAAACUUCCUAUAUCGCAGCUGUGGGCCGUGCUCUUCUUUGCCAUGCUGGUGACACUGGGUCUGGGAACUCAGAUCGCUACGGUAACAACUGUGCACACAACUUUAAAGGAUCAGUUCCCCCAUCUGUUCCGCAGCGCACGGACGUCUGUGUAUCUCCUGUUUGGCAUUGCCUUCCUGUGCUUCAUUAUAGGACUGGCCUUCUGUACACAGGGAGGCAUGUAUGUUCUGCAGCUGUUCGACAACUACGCAGCUACCUACUCACUGCUGUGUAUAGGGUUUGUGGAAUGCAUUGCGCUGGCCUGGGUAUACGGAGCUGACCGCUUCUUGGGCGACAUUGAGUCCAUGCUUGGCCGCCGCCCUCCUAAUAUCUGGAGCUACAGCUGGAAGUUCAUAGCCCCCAUUGCCCUCCUGGUGAUACUGGUGUUCACGUGGGUGGACUUUAAACGGACCAAGUACUCUGACGAGGUCUUCCCCGUGUGGGCUGACGUUGUCGGCUGGCUGAUCACCUUGUCCUCCGUCCUGGCCAUCCCGACUGUCGCCAUCUACAAGGUCAUCCAGCAUCAACGCCACAACGACAGCUCCAUCAUACAGUCUAUCAGGGCUCUUGCGAAGCCGACACCUGAAUGGGGCCCUGCUCUCAAGGAACACCGCGCCCAGAGAGAAACAGUCCCUGGGAGUUUGCCGGAGACGUACGAGUCCCAAGUGCCUCUGACGUUAGGAUCUAAAAAAAAUGGACUGGCCAACGUAAAUGGACAGGUGGACUCCAGCAGGUGUUGAGAGAUUGCUGGCUUCACGAAGUACCAGACACAGCUGAUAUGCGCUGCAUACCUCGGACUCAGUGUCAACAGACAGACAUCCACUACACUAUCAAUACCUUGGAUGUGGCAUCAGUAGACUGUCACCAGUAAACUAUCACUACCUUGAAUGUAGCAUCAGUAGACGGUCACUAGUAAACUAUCACUACCUUGAAUGUAGCAUCAGUAGACUGUCACCAGUAAACUAUCACUACCUUGAAUGUAGCAUCAGUAGACUGUCACAAGUAACCUAUCAAUACCGUGAAAGUAGCAUCAGUAGACUGUCACCAGUAAACUAUCAAUACCAUGGAUUUAGCAUCAGAAGAGUGUUACCAGUAAACAAUCAAUACCAUGGAUUUAGCAUCAGAAGAGUGUUACCAGUAAACAAUCAAUACCUUGAAUGUAGCAUCAGUAGACUGUCACCAGUAAACUAUCAAUACCAUGGAUUUAGCAUCAGUAGAGUGUUACCAGUAAACAAUCAAUACCUUGAAUGUAGCAUCAGUAGACGGUCACUAGUAAACUAUCAAUACCUUCAAUGUAGCAUCAGUAGAUGGUCACCAGUAAACUAUCAAUACCAUGGAUUUAGCAUCAGUAGACAUUCACCAGUAAACUAUCAAUACCUUGAAUGUAGCGUCAGUAGACUGUUACCAGUAAACUAUCAAUACCUUGAAUGUAGCUUGUUUGAUAGGCAUUACUUAGAUGUAGCGUCAGUAGACUGUUACCAGUAAACUAUCAAUACCUUGAAUGUAGCUUGGUUGAUAGGCAUUACUUAGAUGUAGCGUCAGUAGACUGUCACCAGUAACCUAUCAAUACCGUGAAUGUAGCAUCAGUAGACUGUCACCAGUAAACUAUCACUACCUUGAAUGUAGCAUCAGUAGAUGGUCACCAGUAAACAAUCACUAUCUUGAAUGUAGCAUCAGUAGACUGUCACCAGUAAACUAUCAAAACCUUGGAUGUGGCAUCAGUAGACUGUCACCAGUAAACUAUCAAAACCUUGGAUGUGGCAUCAGUAGACUCACCAGUUAACUAUCAAUACCUUGGAUUUAGCGUCAGUAGAGUGUUACCAGUAAUCUAUCAAUACCUUGAAUGUAGCAUCAGUAGACUGUUACCAGUAAACUAUCACUACCUUGGAUGUAGAAUCAGUAGACUGUUACCAGUAAACUAUCAAUACCGUGAAUGUAGCAUCAGUAGACGGUCACUAGUAAACUAUCAAUACCUUCAAUGUAGCAUCAGUAGACGGUCACUAGUAAACUAUCAAUACCUUCAAUGUAGCAUCAGGAGACUGUCACCAGUAAACUAUCAAUACCUUAGAUGUAGCAUCAGUAGACUGUCACCAGUAACCUAUCAAUACCUUGAAUGUAGCAUCAGUAGACUGUUACCAGUAAACAAUCAAUACCUUGAAUGUAGCAUCAGUAGACUGUCACCAGUAAACUAUCAAAACCUUGGAUGUGGCUUCAGUAGACUCACCAGUAAACUAUCAAUACCUUGGAUUUAGCGUCAGUAGAGUGUUACCAGUAAUCUAUCAAUACCUUGAAUGUAGCAUCAGUAGACUGUUACCAGUAAACUAUCACUACCUUGGAUGUGGCAUCAAUAGACUGUCAUCAGUAAACAAUCACUACCUUGAAUGUAGCAUCAGUAGAUGGUCACCAGUAAACUAUCACUACCUUGAAUGUAGCAUCAGUAGAGUGUUAACAGUAAACUAUCAAUACCUUGGAUUUAGCAUCAGUAGACUGUCACCAGUAAACUAUCAAAACCUUGGAUGUGGCUUCAGUAGACUCACCAGUAAACUAUCAAUACCUUGGAUUUAGCGUCAGUAGAGUGUUACCAGUAAUCUAUCAAUACCUUGAAUGUAGCAUCAGUAGACUGUCACCAGUAAACUAUCAAAACCUUGGAUGUGGCAUCAAUAGACUGUCAUCAGUAAACAAUCACUACCUUGAAUGUAGCAUCAGUAGAUGGUCACCAGUAAACUAUCACUACCUUGAAUGUAGCAUCAGUAGAGUGUUACCAGUAAACUAUCAAUACCUUGGAUUUAGCAUCAGUAGACUGUCACCAGUAAACUAUCAAAACCUUGGAUGUGGCUUCAGUAGACUCACCAGUAAACUAUCAAUACCUUGGAUUUAGCGUCAGUAGAGUGUUACCAGUAAUCUAUCAAUACCUUGAAUGUAGCAUCAGUAGACUGUCACCAGUAAACUAUCAAAACCUUGGAUGUGGCAUCAAUAGACUGUCAUCAGUAAACAAUCACUACCUUGAAUGUAGCAUCAGUAGAUGGUCACCAGUAAACUAUCAAUACCUUGAAUGUAGCAUCAGUAGAGUGUUACCAGUAAACUAUCAAUACCUUGGAUUUAGCAUCAGUAGACUGUUACUAGUAAACAAUCAAUACCUUGAAUGUAGCAUCAGUAGAUGGUCACCAGUAAACUAACAAUACCUUGAAUGUAGCAUCAGUAGAGUGUUACCAGUAAACUAUCAAUACCUUAGAUGUAGCAUCAGUAGACUGUCACCAGUAAACUAUCAAUACCUUGGAUUUAGCAUCAGUAGACUGUCACCAGUAAACUAUCAAUACCUUGAAUGUAGCAUCAGGAGACUGUCACCAGUAAACUAUCACUACCUUGGAUGUAGCAUCAGUAGACUCACCAGUAACCUAUCAAUACCGUGAAUGUAGCAUCAGUAGACUGUCACCAGUAAACUAUCAAUACCUUGAAUGUAGCAUCAGGAGACUGUCACCAGUAAACUAUCACUACCUUGGAUGUAGCAUCAGUAGACUGUCACCAGUAAACUAUCAAUACCGUGAAUGUAGCAUCAGUAGACUGUCACCAGUAAACUAUCAAUACCUUGAAUGUAGCAUCAGGAGACUGUCACCAGUAAACUAUCACUACCUUGGAUGUAGCAUCAGUAGACUGUCACCAGUAUACUAUCACUACCUUGGAUGUAGCAUCAGUAGACUGUCACCAGUAAACUAUCACUACCUUGGAUGUGGGGCGUGCAUAUCAGUAGAUACAGAGUUGAUGUAAUAUAUCACAUUGAUGAAUAUAGCUGGUAUAUAUUGAUGUAUAUUGCAGGGCCCGCAUAUUAGUACAUAUUAAGAUGGUAUGUAUUGGUGCAUAUCACAGGGUCUGCAUAUCAGGACAUACGGAGUUGGUAUGUAUUGAUAUAUAUAGCUGGUAUAUAUUGUUGAUAAUGACUUGUACAGAAUGUUAUUGUUUUAAUGUUGUUUAUUUCCUCAUAACCUCUUAUCAGGUAUUUAACAUUCAGGGAAGGAGUGAGAUGUGUCAGUGGAAGACGUUGAUGGAACAGGUUCCUGUUCAAGAUAGACAUGACCUUGACCUUUGUUGCGUCUUCCUGCAGUCAGGCUGCACACGUUCAUGCUGAUCAUUCCCAAUAUGGAUGACAAAUUCAAUUUCUCUUCUAUCAUGAUUCUUAGGAUGAAGCAAGUUUCUGGUGUAUAUUACCUGUGUUUAUCGAUUGUGAUGUAUUCGAGAAGAUUAUUUUUCUAGAACAGUUGAUCUAUGACUGAUUGGCAGCAUCUUGACACCAUGCUGCUGGUGCUAUUUUACCAAAAAUGCCUUUCAGCCAAUGUAGGCUACCUUCAUUUCAAACACACCCGGUAACUCUUGUUGACUUCAGAUUGUCAGUGUCUGUAGACAGUUAACUGACUUCAUAUUGCCUGUUUCUGUAGACUGUUGACAGACGUCAGAUUGCCUGUUUCUGUAGACUGUUGACUGACUCCAUAUUGUCAGUUUCUGUAGACAGUUGACAGACGUCAGAUUGCCUGUUUCUGAAGACUGUUGAUAGACGUCAGAUUGCCUGUUUCUGUAGACUGUUGACAGACGUCAGAUUGCCUGUUUCUGUAGACUGUUGACUGACUUCAUAUUGUCAGUUUCUGUAGACUGUUGACUGACUUCAUAUUGUCAGUUUCUGUAGACAGUUGACAGACGUAAGAUUGCCUGUUUCUGUAGACUGUUGAAAGACGUCAGAUUGCCUGUUUCUGUAGACUGUUGACAGAUGUCAGAUUGCCUGUUUCUGUAGACUGUUGACUGACUUCAUAUUGUCAGUUUCUGUAGACAGUUGACCGACUUCAGAUUGGCAGUUUCUGUAGACUGUUGACUGACUUCAUAUUGUCAGUUUCUGUAGACAGUUGACAGACGUCAGAUUGCCUGUUUCUGUGGACUGUUGACAGAUGUCAGAUUGCCUGUUUCUGUAGACUGUUGACUGACUUCAUAUUGUCAGUUUCUGUAGACAGUUGACCGACUUCAGAUUGGCAGUUUCUGUAGACUGUUGACUGACUUCAUAUUGUCAGUUUCUGUAGACAGUUGACAGACGUCAGAUUGCCUGUUUCUGUAGACUGUUGACAGACGUCAGAUUGCCUGUUUCUGUAGACAGUUGACAGACGUCAGAUUGCCUGUUUCUGUAGACUGUUGACAGACGUCAGAUUGCCUGUUUCUGUAGACUGUUGACUGACUUCAGAUUGUCAGUUUCUGUAGACAGUUGACCGACCUCAGAUUGGCAGUUUCUGUAGACUGUUGACAGACGUCAGAUUGCCUGUUUCUGUAGACAGUUGACUGACUUUAGAUUGCCAGUUUCUGUAGACAGUUGACCGACUUCAGAUUGCCAGUUUCUGUAGAGAGUUGACCAACUUCAGAUUGUCAGUUCCUGUAGACAGUUGACCGACUUCAGAUUGCCAGUUUCUGUAGAGAGUUGACCAACUUCAGAUUGUCAGUUCCUGUAGACAGUUUACCGACUUCAGAUUGCCAGUUUCUGUAGAGUGUUGACCGACUUCAAAUUGUCAGUUUCUGUAGACAGUUGACCGACUUCAGUUUGCCAGUUUCUGUAGAGUGUUGACCGACUUCAAAUUGUCAGUUUCUGUAGUGUUGACCGACUUCAGAUUGCCAGUUUCUGUAGAGAGUUGACCGACUUCAGAUUGUCAGUUUCUGUAGGCAGUUGACCGACUUCAGAUUGCCAGUUUCUGUAGAGUGUUGACCGACUUCAGAUUGUCAGUUUCUGUAGACAGUUGACUGACGUCAGAUUGUCAGUUUCUGUAGACAGUUGACCGACUUCAGAUUGUCAGUUUCUGUAGACAGUUGACUGACUUCAGAUUGCCUGUUCCUGUAGACAGUUGACCGACUUCAGAUUGCCUGUUUCUGUAGACAGUUGACCGACUUCAGAUUGCCUGUUUCUGUAGACAGUUGACCGACUUUAGAUUGCCUGUUUC